This is a messenger RNA of Rana temporaria (common frog), 1470 nucleotides long. RefSeq lists its product as uncharacterized. The transcript is spliced from 3 exons. NCBI's taxonomy places the organism in Eukaryota, Metazoa, Chordata, Amphibia, Anura, Ranidae. The record is from RefSeq and is a predicted model, not a curated record. Bases 153 to 1376 code for a protein of 407 amino acids.
AAAGUGUAAGGUGAUCGGUGUGUUAUGUGAGAGGCUCCGUCACAUCACCAUUGUAGAGCUACAGGAGAACAGAUGGCCAGAAGGCAGUGACAGCGCUUUGUCUGCAGACAUUGUACAGGAAAUUUCAGGUUAGGAAACACACUUUAUCGAAGAUGGAAAGCUCAGUGGUGCCGUGGGAAGGGAGCACAGAAUGUCAUGUGGAUGGGGAUGUGUUAAUACAUGGACACAGCCCCUCGCAACUCUUCAUAAGAGAUGAUGAAGUAGUUACUGACCAGGAGGUUGAAAGUCAAAGUUUUCAGACUGAAGGGAGUCAAAUAUUUGAAAGUUCACUUGAAUUAAAGAUGAGGGAGAUGAUGAAUCUUGAUACUACAGGGCAAGACUUUGUCAUUUCUGAAAAUGUCUAUGUGAAACCAGAAAGGAAAUAUGAGGAACAUUUCAUUGAAGAACCCAAAAUGUGUAAUGAAAAGACUGCCACAUAUUGGACAGGCGGUGGAGGAGAGUUUCACUGCAAGGAAGGGCUUCGGUUCGAGGAAGAUCUUCGGUGUGAGGAAGAGCUUCGGUGCGAGGAAAGGCUUCGGUGCGAGGAAGGGCUUCAGUGCGAGGAAGAGCUUCGGUGCGAGGAAGAGCUUCGGUGCGAGGAAGAGCUUCAGUGUGAGGAAGAGCUUCGGUGUGAGAAAGAGCUACGGUGUGAGGAAGAGCUUCCAUCCCAUUUAAAUGAUACACAGUUGGAUGUUGAUCAUACAAUUAUACAUCUCCCAGAAGAGAGGAAACCAUCACAUAGUAAUACCCAAAUUUAUCUCCCACUUCAAAAGACUCUGAAGAACCUCAGACUACUUGACCUGAAGCUGAAAUACAACAGUCAACAACUUGCUUUGGAUAAACCAGGAUUGAAAUGCAAUAAUGACUCCUCUUCUAGCUCUGAUGAAAGUGAUUCUAAGUUCCCAGAGUCUACAGUUGAAGAAACCAACAACGAUGAAGAAGCCCAUCAUUUAUUUCUGAUUAACCUUCUUACUCAAUGUCACUACAAGCUGGAGCAAAUGGAAGAACUAAGAGUUGGCUCUAUUAAACUGGGUCACAGACUUUGGGAAGCCGAGACAACCAUUGAGUACUUAAAGGAGGAGAUAGCAGAACUUCACAGGGAAAAUGUGAAAAAGGAGGAGGAUAUUUUUUUCCUAACAGAGGAACUCAUUAAAUCCAGAAGGAUUUUACAGCAGAAGAUGGAGAGAGCCAUAGAUGAAAGAACGAACAUAUCCCAUCCGAGAAGCCUGACUUUGAAUAACCCACAGCAUGAAUUUGAGCCCAUCUGCAUAGAGAAUGAAUACCCAGAAGAAAAUAGUCAAGCAGAUCGACACUCCAAGAUCUGUGUCAUCUUGUAAGAGUUUUAUACAUUUUAUUAUUUUACUUCACUUAAAAAACAAAACAAAUGCAAGAGUUUAAUAGUUUCUUUAUUUAAUACCAAUUGACAUACCA